Messenger RNA from Umbelopsis ramanniana AG, 887 nucleotides. RefSeq lists its product as uncharacterized. Lineage: Eukaryota; Fungi; Mucoromycota; Umbelopsidomycetes; Umbelopsidales; Umbelopsidaceae. The transcript has a single exon. The record is from RefSeq and is a predicted model, not a curated record. The coding region runs from base 183 to 440 and encodes 85 amino acids.
ACCUCUCAAUCAAGACAUCCUUAUACCUGUCAAAGAACCAACAACAUAGUAUCCUGACGUUAUCACUUGACUGCUAUCCACACGAAUGAAGUCACUCGGCCAUAUUGAUAUUUGCCAGACAAGUGAAUAGAAAUUUUCUCAGUCAUAAAAGCAAUGAAAACGCAAGGAGAGACUUUGGCUUCAUGGUCCCGAAGUUCGGAAAAGGAGCGGUGACAAACGCACUUCGCCGUACGGUAGAGCAUACGGAAAAAUUCGCCCGGAUCGCCUUGCCGAGCAUGAAAUACUGCAUCGAGCACUAUUAUUUAAUACUGUUGGUCCAAUCGCUUUUAAUCGCGGCAACUCUAGGACUUUUCAGACAAUGCUCAUGCAACUAUAAACUAAUAUGGGUAAUAAUCUAUACCAGGGUAAAGGAGCCUUGGUCUCGGUUACAAUCACACUGAUGAAGUUAUUGAUAUCGAAGCUUUUUUUGCUUGUGACUGGACACGACAAAUUGUUCGUGGCUUCAAUCGGCCCUUUGUUUACGAAACUUCUCACCUUUCAACACACAAUUCAACCAUCUAAGAGCAUAACAGUGGAUGAUUUUGUAGUGCAUUUCCAUCAUAGGCAGAAUGUUUGUUCGGCUUGAAUUUCGCGACAGUUCUUAUGUAGCUCUUAAAUCAAACGAGUUGAAUGAAAGUAUGAGGCACUUAAAUAAUUAAUUGUAAUUAAUUGAUUCGAUAGAAACUAGUACCAGACCCGGCAUUGCCUGGACGACGUGUCGGAACUGGUACCAUCCAUGCUUUAACCCGUACCUAUGACACUCAGCGAGAACCAUCUUUGACUGCUAGUUACCUGAUGAGAUGCUGCUCAAGGUCACCAAUAAAAAGUUUUUCUUUCCGUUCUAUAUA